Talaromyces stipitatus ATCC 10500 is the source of this 1134-nucleotide messenger RNA. RefSeq lists its product as uncharacterized. NCBI's taxonomy places the organism in Eukaryota, Fungi, Ascomycota, Eurotiomycetes, Eurotiales, Trichocomaceae. The record is from RefSeq and is a predicted model, not a curated record. Bases 1 to 930 code for a protein of 309 amino acids. Gene Ontology annotation, cellular component: lipid droplet. Gene Ontology annotation, biological process: ergosterol biosynthetic process; triterpenoid biosynthetic process. The transcript has 4 exons. Gene Ontology annotation, molecular function: lanosterol synthase activity.
AUGGACUGGAGCUGCGUCAACCCUGUUCCCUCAGAGCUCUGUUUCCGCAAUAUUCUAACUUCUUCAGGCUACUUCCAGAUUGGGUACCGAUCGCUCCUUGGAGAUGUGAAUGUAUGGACGCCCGUGUUUCGUCUGCCCUCUAUAGUCAAGAAAGCCGAAGACUGGGUAUGGGAGUUGAUUCGAAUGGAGGACGAGAAAACGGAUUAUGCAGGACUUGCUCCUGUCAGAAAUCCCAUGAACUUCGUAGCUUGCUACGUUCACGACGGAGAGGGGAGUGAAUCAGUGAGGAAACAUCGCGAAACCAUCUAUGAAUACCUGUGGAUGAAAAAUGAGGGUAUGCUUUGCAAUGGCACCAACGGCGUUCAAGUCUGGGACACAGCAUUCAUUACGCAGGCCGUUGCUGUGGCCGGGUUUGCGAAUGUUCCAAAAUGGCGACACCUGUUGGCCAACACUCUUGAAUUUCUGGAUAAUCAUCAGCUUCUAGAAAAUGUACCUGAUCAAGAGAAAUGCUAUCAUCAGCAUAGAAAAGGAGCUUGGCACUACAGCGAUAAACUUCAGGGUUAUACUGUGAGCGAUAAUCGAUUGCACGGCAGAGGACUUCCAUCGACUUUGCAGCUUCAAGAGAUCUAUGGAUAUACCAAGAUGAUCUCUGCAGAUCGAUUGAAAGGCUCUGUUGAUUGUCUCCUUUUGAUGCAGAAUGAGACUGAUGGCUUUAGUGAAUAUGAGAAGGUAUUUGGAGGAAUCAUGAUCAGCUACGAUCACGUUAAAUGCACAACUGCCUCCAUCACCGCGUUAUCUCUUUUCAGCAGAUUCUAUUCGGACUAUCGAGUCGAAGAGAUCAAAACCGCAAAGCACAAAGCAGUGGAAUAUGUGUCCAGAAGAGAGAUGGAAGCUGGUACGGAGGGUGGGGUAUCUGCUUCACCUAUGUAGCCAUGUUUGUGCUCGAAAGUCUGUCAAGUAUUCACGAGCGAAUACUCCUGUCGUGGAUGCAAUUUCUUACUGAGCAAACAAAAUGAAGAUGGUGGUUGGGGAGAGUCAUACCUCAGCAGUGAAAAACAUGUCUACAUUCAGCACGAGAUGUCUCAGUCAGUCCAAACAGCUUGGGUAUGCCUUGGCUCUGAUGGAAGCUGAUUA